This is a messenger RNA of Drosophila santomea, 564 nucleotides long. RefSeq lists its product as uncharacterized. The record is from RefSeq and is a predicted model, not a curated record. Bases 1 to 564 code for a protein of 187 amino acids. Lineage: Eukaryota; Metazoa; Arthropoda; Insecta; Diptera; Drosophilidae. The transcript is spliced from 3 exons.
AUGGCCAGCGAUGAGAAAGAAACAAAUGGCAUCAGACUGUGGUCAUAUGUGGUCAUUAUUGUGUUACUCAGUGAUUCAAAUGCUCUAUUCAAGUUUACAAAUGUCAAGUGUACAUGCUACGAAAGGUCCUUUUGCGAACUCAAACUCUGUGAACUGAAGGUCCUGGGGCGCGGCAUUGUGGGUCUUAAUCUACAUGCCCAGGUUCACAAGCUGCCCAUUAAAUCUACGACGUGCGUGCUAACCAUGUUCCGAAGAUUCAGCGGCUACAGGCCUUUCCUCUUUAAUGCCACUUUAGAUGUUUGCCAUUUUCUCAAACACCGAAAACGCUAUCCAUUCGCCGACUUAGUUUACGAAGGAAUUAAAAACUUUAGCAAUUUAAAUCAUACGUUCCCUAUGCAGCAUGACAUAAUAGUAAGCCAAAUGAUUCUGAAUGAUGACAUGAUAUCCAAAGCUCCUGCGUUAAAUGGCUUCUAUAAACUCAGGUUCGUCGUGAAAACAGAUGGCGUUUGGAGGGGCGAAGUGGAAGUCUAUGCAGAGGUUAAUCUGGGAAUCGAUCGCUGGUGA